AUGUCGGGGGAGCAAGACAUAGGAGACAGUCGCCCUCCCGGAGCGGAGGAUUUGCCUCCAAUCGACGAAGAACCCGGCUAUUUUCAACGAAGACCCCCCAAUGAACAGCCUAGCGGUCCUCAGCCAGAGCAGCAGCGUCCGGCCCCUCAACCAAGACAAAUGUCACAGCGAAAGGAGCGGUCGCAAGAUCAGCCGAACAACCCGCGAGAAGCAUUCAUGCGGCAACCGACCGAACAAGCCAGCCUGCAUUCUAUGAGUAGGCCGCAGCAGCUCUCUCGAAACCUGAAAUCCAAACUGGCUUCCCGCCAGCCAUCUCAAAUGACUCAAGGGACAGACAAUUCUAGGUUUCACAACAUGGCGGGCCCGCAAGAAGCCAACUCGAACGAUAUUUAUGUCCACCCCGAGUACCGCGAGAUGAACCCCGAUUACAUGAAGAACCACGAGUCUCCUAUCUGGGGCUUAGCGAAACCGCUUCCUCGCGUCGUUCGACCGGGUAUGCGCCGUGAUCCCACUAGAGGAGACACAGGAGCCUACCAGACAGAGCCCAAGGGAGAAUCCGAAGCCGUCCCCGAGAUGAAGGUGACCCCUAGUCGACAUGACGAACCGAAGGAUGGUCCGGCCACCCCGGCCACCCCGGCCACACCUUCAGCUCAGAAUAUCUCAAGCCGUGGGACCUACCCGGGCAGUGCUCAAACCGACACUCCCGUUGAGCAAGGAAUCAUGAGUCCAGAUUCAAGUGAUCGAGUCAGCCGCCCUGUUGAAACCGAACUUACAGGGCAGUGGGAUCAACCGCAACCCGAUGACCAUGAAUUUGUGAACACAUGGGCGUUGAUUCGGCAUUGGCUUCGGGAGCCACUGGCCGAAUAUCUUGGGACCACAGUUUCUAUGCUCUUCGGUUUGUGCGGCACUCUUGCGAUUACUAGCAGUAAUUACCAGGCUGGCGAGCGCUUAGCCAUGUAUUGGUCUUGGGGACUCGGCAUCAUGGUGGGUAUCUACCUUGCUGGUGGCGUUAGUGGUGGGCAUUUGAAUCCGGCCAUUUCAAUCGCGCUUUGGGUUUUCCGCGGCUUCCCCGGCCGACAAUGCAGUUACUAUGUGAUUGCACAGAUUCUUGGUUCUCUCACGGCUGCGGGCCUGGCGUACUGCAUCUAUCGUGAUUCUAUCAUCAGCCUAGCUCCCACGACCUCCAUGGGAGCAACCGGGCUUGGCUUCUACACUGAGCCGCUGGAUUAUGUCCGCAACGUAACGGCAUUUUUCAACGAGUACCUCUCGGCCGCCAUUUUAAUUUGCACAAUCUUUGCUAUGGGCGAUGACGGCAAUGCGCCGCCUGGAGCGGGUAUGCAUUCCUUCAUUAUCGGCUUGCUGAUACUCGUGCUAUGCAUUGCCUUUGGCUACAACACUGGAGGGUAA
Aspergillus melleus is the source of this 1407-nucleotide messenger RNA. Its product is annotated as MIP/aquaporin family protein. NCBI's taxonomy places the organism in Eukaryota, Fungi, Ascomycota, Eurotiomycetes, Eurotiales, Aspergillaceae. The record is from RefSeq and is a predicted model, not a curated record. Gene Ontology annotation, molecular function: water channel activity; glycerol channel activity. Gene Ontology annotation, biological process: glycerol transmembrane transport; water transport. Bases 1 to 1407 code for a protein of 468 amino acids. The transcript has 2 exons. Gene Ontology annotation, cellular component: plasma membrane.